Vitis vinifera (wine grape) is the source of this 1389-nucleotide messenger RNA. RefSeq names its product probable leucine-rich repeat receptor-like protein kinase At1g35710. The record is from RefSeq and is a predicted model, not a curated record. Gene Ontology annotation, molecular function: protein binding; ATP binding; protein kinase activity. Gene Ontology annotation, biological process: protein phosphorylation. The transcript has 4 exons. NCBI's taxonomy places the organism in Eukaryota, Viridiplantae, Streptophyta, Magnoliopsida, Vitales, Vitaceae. The coding region runs from base 1 to 1389 and encodes 462 amino acids.
AUGGCUAAAAGUUUUGGUGUAUACCUGAACCUAAAUUAUAUUGAUCUAAGCAGUAACAAUUUUUAUGGUGAGCUUUCUGAGAAAUGGGGGCAGUGCCACAUGCUCACAAGCCUGAACAUCUCCAACAAUAAUAUUUCUGGUGCUAUACCACCUCAACUUGGGAAAGUAAUUCGACUGCAACAACUUGAUCUCUCUACCAAUCAUCUAAGUGGGAAGAUCCGAAAAGAAUCGGGUAUGUUGCCCUUAUUGUUCAAAUUGUUGCUAGGCAACAACAGUCGAUCUUUCAGGAAGAAGAGAAACAUCAAGUCGACCGAAGAAGAUGUUGAAGAUCUAUUUGCAAUAUGGGGCCUUGAUGGGGAAUUGUUGUAUGAACACAUCAUACAGGGGACUGACAAUUUCAGUUCAAAACAGUGUAUUGUCACUGGAGGAUAUGGUACUGUUUACAAGGCUGAGUUGGCACAGUGGCCACCAUUGUCAAAACCGUUUUCCAUGAUUACUUUGGGUGAGCUGAUGAGUCAUGGUCAUGGAGGUUUGAUCAACUUCUGUUCUGUUUUUCACUCUAUUCAAAGAGCUAAAACAAGGCUGCUAUCUUCACAAGGUUUCUCUGGGAUGAAUUUGUUUAACCAAAGUAGCCGGAGCAAAGUUCAGUGUGAAAUGAUCCUGGCCUUCUCAUCCUUUGUUGAUUACUUUUGGCCAAGAUUCUUCGUACUCAAGAAUGUGAGGAACUUCAUGUCUUUCAACAAACGACAGCAGUCAAAGUCUAGUAUGUUGAGGAAGAGAAAAACCAAGUCUCCAGAAGCAGAUGUUGAAGAUCUAUUUGCAAUAUGGGACCAUGAUGGGGAAUUGUUGUAUGAGCACAUCAUACAGGGCAUUGACAAUUUCAGUUCGAAACAGUGUAUUGACACUGGAAGAUAUGGCACUCUUUACAAGACUGAGAUGCCAAUAGGUCGGGUUGUUGCUGUGAAAAAACUUCACUCAUCAGAAGAUGGAGAUAUGGCUGAUUUGAAAGCUUUCAAAAGUGAGAUUCAUACUUUAACACAUAUAAGGCAUCGCAAUAUCAUCGAGUUUUAUGGCUUCAGUUCAUUUGUAGAGAACUCAUUUUUGGUUUAUGAGUUUAUGGAAAAGGGGAGCCUGAGAAACAUUCUUAGCAAUGACGAAGAAGCAGAAAAAUUAGAUUGGAUGGUGAGGCUAAAUGUUGUUAAAGGCGUGGCUAAAGCUUUAUCCUAUAUGCACCAUGAUUGUUCACCUCCCAUAAUUCAUCAAGACAUAUCGAGCAACAAUGUGUUGUUAGAUUCAGAAUAUGAAGCUCAUGUAUCUGACUUCAGCACGACUAGGUUUUUAAAGUCAGACUCGUCUAAUUGGACUUCAAUGGCAGGAACUUUUGGUUAA